Molecule: messenger RNA, 547 nt
Organism: Cutaneotrichosporon oleaginosum
Lineage: Eukaryota; Fungi; Basidiomycota; Tremellomycetes; Trichosporonales; Trichosporonaceae
Source: RefSeq, a predicted model, not a curated record
AUGACGCGCUUCCACAACUCGCACAAGGCAACGUUCAACAACUCAUACACCCACGCCGCCGAUUACGCCGAUGUCGGGUACUCGCUCAAGGGCUUCUUGCGCGAGAGCUACAACCUCGUCGUCCACCUUGGCAACCACCACGCGAUUGAGGAGGCUUACAUCUUCCCGCUGCUCGCCCACAAGCACCCCGCGUUCCGCGAGGGCGCAGAGCACAAGGCUGACCACGCCGCAAUCCACGACGGUCUCGAGCGCUACCAACAGUUUCUGCGCGCCAGCAUGAUGGAUGAGUCGAAGUACAGCCCCGAGAAGAUGCGCGAGAUUCUCGACAGCUUCCGCGAGCCCCUGUUCCGCCAUCUCGACCAAGAGGUCGAGGACCUCAAGCCGGAGACCCUCUGGAAGCAUGGCUUCACCCUGGACGAGGUUCGGCGUAUGCCAUUCCACUAGAUGUACAAGCAAUCGGUUUACAGACGCUCAGAAGGUCACAAAUCCACACACAGAAACACUCUGUACAUUACAGCAGACUGUAUGCAUCUACGAUAGAGCAGCG